AUCAAACCUGUGACAGCUGGGUCCAAAUGCAGCAGCUUUAACCAGUCCACUAGCAGCUCUUUGUGAUGUAUUGUAUUUUUGGAAGUAGGCGCAGUAAAACACGUAGUAAAACACGUAGUAAAUCUUUAUCGCUGCCUGUGCUCCAUAGUAUAACACAUGGAGCAGCUGGUAGCGUAGUCGUUCCAGGUGUGUGGAGCCACAGGUCACAGGUUGGAGUCCCAGCUGUAGAACCCUUGAGCCAGGUAUGUGUGGUGGGAGGGACAGAAGUCGCUGUGCUGAAAUUAAACGGAAGUUCCACAUCGACCACAAAAUGCCAACUUUAGCCUCGCUUGUUCCGUCACAGCGCACCUCGUGUGGCCCGUUUACCGCGCUCCUUUCCAGCAGCUCGCUCCAGGAAGGGAAACUCGAGAGCAGCGCGGGCACGAGCGGCAGGACGUUCGUUCUUCAGCCUCCUCGUCGAUCCCGCGGCCGCCGUGUGGGGAAGAAAAAAAAAAAAAAAAAAAACAGUCGGGAAAGAGGAGCCGAAGCAGAAGCAGAAGCCGAAACCGUCAGUUGUACCGGCGACGUGGUGGGAAAAACUCCCGUGACCGAGUGCGAGUCAGUGAGUGGCUCCAAAACAAAAAGCUCUUUUCACUUUUGAAAGAAACUGACUGAGGAGAAAAGACGCAGCAGAGAAGAAGAACUUUGAGUUUGAACACAGAACAGUUCUAUUUUUUUUCCCACCUUACAAAAUGGGGCCCAGCGACGACGGUUCGGCUAACCGUCGCCGGUGUGCGAGCCGCGUGCGAGUACAUACGUAAACGAGUAAGGAACGAAGUACAUUUAAAACGAGUAAAUGAGUGAGUGAGUGAGUAAAUCAUGAGCGCGCGGAAGGCGGACGUGGAGGCGGAACAGCCCCAGCUCCAGCCCCAGCUCCAGCCCCAGCUCCAGCAGCGCCCCUACUACUCCCUCUCCGACCUGCUCUUCACCGCCGCCGGCACCUUCACCUUCCUGCUGGACGUGGGCGCCGACGCGUGGGUCGCGACUCGCUUCUACCUCCGCGGAGACGCGCUGUGGUUCGGCCUCUGGGUGGGAUCCAUGGCCGCCUCGUCCGUCCUGCUGCAGACCUUCAGCUGCCUCUGGCUCCGCUACGACCGCGAGCUCGGGGGGCGGGGGGAGGCUCCGCGCGCGCUGCUGUGCGCGGGAGAGCCGCCCGCGCGCUCCUAUGUGCUGCACGCGCUGCAGCUCGGCUUCCUCUUGAGGCACGUCUCCGCGCUGUGGCAGGGCGUCCGCGUGUGCUGUGGAGAAGCACGGGGCGCCGAGGCCCUUACCUACAUGACCCACGACCUGAGCAUGCUGCGACUUAUCGAGACGUUCUGCGAGAGCGCCCCACAGCUCACGCUGGUGCUCUACAUCGUGCUCCGCACCAACCAGGCCGAUCUCUUGCAGGGGCUCAGUUUGGCGGCCUCCACGAUCUCUAUCGCCUGGAUGGUGGUGGACUACCACCGCUCCCUACGCUCCUUCUUGCCUGAGAAGGCCACGCAGGGCUUGGGAUCAUCUGCCGUGUACUUUGCGUGGAACCUGCUGCUGAUUGGUGCGAGGAUGUGCUGCCUGGCCAUGUUCGCGUGCGCGCUGCCCCACUGCUUCCCCCUGCACUUCCUGCUGCUCUGGUCGGCCCUCGUGCUCUGGGCCCGUCUGCAGAGGACCACCUUCAUGGACAGCACCGGUGGCGAGUGGCUGUACCGGGCUAUGGUGGGCCUAGUCUGGUACUUCAGCUGGUUCAACGUGGCGGAGGGCCGCACACGGUGCAGGGCGCUCAUCUACCACUCCUUCAUGGCUGUCGAUAGCGUCAUCGUUGUGAGCACGUGGUGGUGCCUCAGCGAGAGCGAGGAGAUGCAGCUCUACGCGCCAUGGCUCGUCUCCGCCUUGAUCGUCUCCAACUUGCUGGGUCUUCUGCUCAAACUGCUCUACUAUCACAGUUUCCACCCGACGCUCGCGCUGCCCCCUGCAGCAGGGGAGGAUGCACCCGACAACCAGGUGUCUUUCAGGUCCUUCUCGGUUCAGGCGUCCUAUCUGUGGCGGAGGCAGAACAAGAGGAUGGCCUACCAUGCCAGCUGUUUUUACGUUCCCGAGCACCCCCCUCCGGAGAAAAGAAAUAUCAGCGUAAGCUGGGGGGGGGGCACUUACGAACUCUCAAAAUUGGAAGAAGGGAUGCAGUAGUCAGAUGGAUUCACCCAGAGGUACUCUCUUGGGAUCGAGGUAGGAUGUAGUGACUAUGCCUAAGUGUGCAGUUAACCAAUAAACGAACGCAGGGAUUGGAUUGUGUUAGUGAUGCAUAAAGGUGUCGUGUUCACUCAUGGAAGAUUGUUGAAGUGCUGCUAUGCUCUGCCUACACAAUUUUACGGACACGUAAAGCUGUUUCAUGACCGCAUUAAUGCCAAGUGAUGUGACGGUACCAGCUGAAAACUAGAAAAUGUAUUUGAUACAGAAAACACUUUUGCUACAUCGCAUUUCCAGGAGCUGCAACUAAUUAGUGUUAAAUACAUGUGUUUCAAGUUUCUGUCCAAUAAAUGUGUGAAACGA
Molecule: messenger RNA, 2562 nt
Organism: Scleropages formosus (Asian bonytongue)
Lineage: Eukaryota; Metazoa; Chordata; Actinopteri; Osteoglossiformes; Osteoglossidae
Gene: xkr8.3
Product: XK related 8, tandem duplicate 3
Exons: 3
Coding region: 859-2199 (446 amino acids)
Biological process (GO): phosphatidylserine exposure on apoptotic cell surface; apoptotic process involved in development; engulfment of apoptotic cell
Cellular component (GO): plasma membrane
Source: RefSeq, a predicted model, not a curated record